This is a messenger RNA of Emericellopsis cladophorae, 1113 nucleotides long. RefSeq lists its product as uncharacterized. Bases 1 to 1113 code for a protein of 370 amino acids. The record is from RefSeq and is a predicted model, not a curated record. The transcript has 2 exons. Lineage: Eukaryota; Fungi; Ascomycota; Sordariomycetes; Hypocreales; Bionectriaceae.
AUGGUUCCGACGCCCCGCCACAAAGGCAGAGGACGCGGCAACGGUCCUCCUACGCCGGGCUCUGCGACAAAAGUACGGCUUGAUGGUCAUUUCCUCGACGGCGAGUGGUACUGUAACUGCGAACCCCGUGAGCAAGCAAAGCAUAUACAAGUCAAGAAACCCGAAUCGGAGUACAAGGAUCGCUGGUUCUACCGUUGUCCUAAGGACAACUGCCGUUUCUGGCUGUGGGAUGACGAUGCGAAGCGUCGCGAGAAUGGGGCGCCCAGCAAGACCAUCCUGACGAGCGAGGUGGAGAGGGAGAGGGCAGAGGAUGUCCAGAUCAAGACGCCGAGCAUGACACAGCGGCGCUUGACAAACUAUGGUAUCAAGGUCACCCCGGGACAGAGGAGAGCUAGCGACGCGACCACGACGGCAAGUGAGAGCGGCGGCGAGUCACCCACGAGAGACAUGGGCAAACGCAAACGCAAAGGCAAGAGGAAGCGGAUCGAGGAGGAAGAUGAGGAUGAGGAUGGGAAUGAGGAUGAGGACCUCCUUGGUCCCAUGGACUCGGAUGAAGAGCGGGCCAUGGCCGCGCUCGCGGAGCAGCCGCCUCAAGGGACAACGCCCCAGACACCUGCCGCCACGACGAGAAUGACACACGGGCUGCCGACGCCGGGUACCGCGAGGACGCUGUUCCCCCUUUCCAAGAUGAAACGGACAGCCUCUUUCGAGGAGGAAGAUACCUUCACCACGCCGACCAAGCCCACAACGCAAAGCUCGAGUGCCACCGUGGUCGGCAACCCGUCAGUACACCCCGAGACGCCGGAGAAGGAGCAUGACUCUGCCGCCCAAGUCAUUGACCUCCUCCGCCCGAUCAAGGACAUCAAGCCAGAGAUCCUCGCCUCCGUCAAGGACAUUAUCGACGCCGCAGAGAGACGGGCGCAGGGCGUGGCCAAGGGGCGGGACGUGCUGCGGUCGCAGAUCCGCGAGAAGGACAGCAAGAUCGCCAGGAUGCAGGAGACGAUUGCGGCGCUUGAAAACAAGGACCGGCUGCAGCACGCGCAGAUUGAGAAGAUGAAGAAGGAGAAGACGGAGAUGAAGGCUGAUCUGAUGAGGUUCUAUCAGAAGCACUGA